UAUUCUUGCUCUGGAUUUCUUCAGCUGUUCCACACGGAAACCAAUCGUUACUUUUUUUUUAACUAACAAUGAAUAUAUAUAUAUUUUUUGGAAUGUGCUAAAUCAAGUUAAUAAUGGAAUUAUCAUGCGAGUCAAUAAGAUAUCUCGAGGAAAAAAGGCCAAAAAGUAGCAAGUUGGUGGAGCUCCAUGUGCUUUAUGUGCCUGAUGACCAGUGGAAUGGAAAGCUCAAUAAAGUUCCCGCGGAGGCCAUCGAGAGUUUCAUAUCUGCAGGUUUUAUCAGAGUAUAUCCCGAUAUAACGCUAAAGAAUCUAAGGAGUGAGCUUGGCAUUUUUCUGGGACCAGAAAUAAGGGUCGACAAAUUCUCCUUCCUGAAAUGUGUCGGUCGCAGUUUAGCAGUGGUCAAACACGAACAAGAGAGGGAGCUAAAAGUGAAAACAUUUGCUCCACCAUAUGCCGCCCAACCCGAGCUCUACCUGCUGGCCGCGGAGGUGAACCACAGCAGCGUCUGCUCCCAGUCGCUCACUCUGGACACCCGCAGCAGCUCCCCAGACCACCAGGCCUACUACCCCCACAAGCCCGGCACCGGGACCACCACCAAGGGACCGCCCGUCAAGUUCCCCCUGAUCCCCCAGGGUUCCCGACGCUCGCCCCACACCCCCGACGCCGCAGACCACGAGGAGCAGCGGGAGGAGGAGGAGGAGGGGGAGGAGGAGGAGGAAGAGGAGGGAGAUGAGGAGGAGGAGGGGUUGGGGGAGGAGAGUUGCUGCUCCACAGAGGGAGCGAGAGGGGAGGCCGGGGUGGGGGGGUUCUCCCUGAAGGCUGACAGGGCAGAGGAGAGGAGUCAGAGGAGGAGGUGCAAGAAUCCCAGCAGGUCACCGCAUGAUGUACAAAGUAAAGACGGUGAUCCGGCCCAGGGGAAGGGCCUGCCUGGGAGAGAAGAGAUGACAGGCUGUAAGAAAGACAAGCUGACCACCAGAGCGGCCAGAGACUCAGGCCUACCAGAGUCGCUGGAAGACAGACAGGCAGGCUUCUCCUCAGACAGGCUCAGACCAUCAAAAGAUUUACAGACGAAGAUGCCGGCGGGAAGGAAGCCGAAACCAAUGGUUCCAGAGAGUCUGGGAGUGUCCUCAAAGCCUAUGAUCCAAUACCGCUCCCAACCUCCAGCCUCUGCUGGGACCCUCACCACAAACGGGCCAGCUGGUACCCCGCUUCUUCAGGAUAACAGUAAGAUAGCGUCUCAGUUCUCAUCCUGGAUCAACAGGACUCGUACAUUGGGGUGGACAGUGACAUGUGUGAGACUAUGGGCUAGUGCAGUGCCGAUACAGAGACUCUUAAACACCAAGGAUGUUGCUGACAUGGGUUGCAUCUCUCUGUCUCAAGGAGAUGAACUUAUUGAGGAAAUCAAGAUGGUGAGGGGAGAAAGGAAGCAGCUCGAGUGGACAAGACAGGAACUGCUGAGGAAGGGGAAAGACUUAUUGGCCCAAAACAGGAACCGUAGGAAUCAAGCUCGUGACAGUUGGAAAAAGAAGUAUUUUGAGACAAAGAAAGCCACGGCACCAAUGGAAGAGACAUUGAGGAAUUUGCGUCAGGAACUGGAGACAUUUUACAAUAAACUCCUGCACCAGCUACAGGCCAGAGACGGCAGAGGCCGAAACAGACAUCAGGGAAGGUCUUCCACAAAGAAUGAGCUCAUCAUUCAGAUCAUGACUGAGAGCCAUGAAAUUGACAACCUGAGAAGACAAGUAGAAGAUGCCAAGAUGAAACUUAUCACAGAGAUAAGGUUAAGGAAGCAGGCUGCUACCGAGCUAAGGGCGCUGAAGGCUGAGCUGGCUCAGAAAAAGAGCCAAUCGAUUCACACUGGACCUAUAACCUCACAACCUUUUGGGCCAAUCCCACGGAACAGACCAUACGCCCAGAAAGCUGGAUGCUAAUUCAAUGUUUAGGUUUGGAAUUCUACACAUUUUAGCUGCACAGAAAAAAAUUAGUGGGAUGUCAAAUUCUGUGUGAAUAUAAGUCGGUGUAUCUUUCUUAAACAAUUUGUUAUUUGAAUAUGCAUUGUGUACUAGAUUUGAUAUCAAGUUAUAUUUAACUUUAGCCACGCUUAUAUUUUGAUGUGGUCCUAGUAUUUGCUAGUAAUGUUUGAUAUUGUAUCUUAUCAUUUUAAAUAUUAAUUGUGAAAGGUGUUCAAAAUGUUAAGUUUCAUUACAUCAUUCAUGAAAAAACUUU
Messenger RNA from Gadus morhua (Atlantic cod), 2226 nucleotides. It is a transcript of the gene spata1, whose product is annotated as spermatogenesis associated 1. The transcript is spliced from 12 exons. Lineage: Eukaryota; Metazoa; Chordata; Actinopteri; Gadiformes; Gadidae. The record is from RefSeq and is a predicted model, not a curated record. Bases 114 to 1931 code for a protein of 605 amino acids.